Molecule: messenger RNA, 668 nt
Organism: Ruditapes philippinarum (Manila clam)
Lineage: Eukaryota; Metazoa; Mollusca; Bivalvia; Venerida; Veneridae
Exons: 5
Coding region: 186-641 (151 amino acids)
Molecular function (GO): protein binding
Source: RefSeq, a predicted model, not a curated record
CCGGACACGUUAUAAAUCACUUCACUAUUGUUGAUUUCAACAAAGUAACAGAUGUACACUGAGUAAAUAUAAGUAUACUUCAGGCUAUAUAAACACGGAAUAUAUUCAUACUGCUGCAUUCAACAUACACGUCAGUUUCCGGACUCGGACCUGUGCUUUUGGUUUUGAAAAAAGAAAAAGAAAACAUGUCGAAACAUCAACUUCUCGGGGCAUUAUUUCUUGUAGCACUAACAGUUGAAGUGACACACGGCUGCAUGUGCAUGGGGACAUUGGAGGAACGAGUUGAAAGUGCUGAUUUUGCUGCGCUCGCUAAAGUAACAUCAGAUGUGAUUUCGUCACCAAAAGGACUUUAUUACGAAAUUGACAAUAAAUGUGUCCUGAAGACGCCGUACGGGACGGAUGUAGGAAGGGCGUAUGCGACAGAUCGACUGAGGCCCGAUGGUGUGAGGACAUCCUGUGAUGGGUCGAACUUGGAAAAAGACAAAGUUUAUUUGAUAAUAGGUCGCUUAUAUAACAGGGCCAAUCCAGAUACCGACUCUGUGCUGUAUUCGGGGUGUGGCGGCUUUGUUGUAGAAUGGGACACCGUGAACUCGGACUUCAAGAAUGAUUUGAAAGAGAUGCUAUCUUUUGAUAACUGUUAAAGUGCAAAAUAUAACAUAUUUAACACA